This is a messenger RNA of Cooperia oncophora, 306 nucleotides long. The record is from the annotation of a GenBank genome assembly. Lineage: Eukaryota; Metazoa; Nematoda; Chromadorea; Rhabditida; Trichostrongylidae.
AUGAUUCUUGUUAUUAGCACAGCACAGAUUUCUAUUGUUGCCACAUAUUUCAUGCUAUGUGCUGAGAACUACCGUUGGUGGUGGAAGUCAUUCAUUGUUAGUGGAGGCUCUGCAGUUUACGUUAUGGCAUACUCAAUCUUCUACUACAACACCAAGCUUGACAUCGAAGGAUUUGUGCCGACCGUACUGUACUUCAGUUAUUCCGCCCUGAUGGCGAUUACUUUCUGGUUCCUGACCGGUACAAUCGGAUUCUACGCGUCAUACGCAUUCUUGCGACGUAUUUAUGCCGCCGUGAAGAUUGACUAG